This is a messenger RNA of Euleptes europaea (tarantolino), 311 nucleotides long. Its product is annotated as zinc finger protein 707-like. Lineage: Eukaryota; Metazoa; Chordata; Lepidosauria; Squamata; Sphaerodactylidae. The coding region runs from base 27 to 311 and encodes 94 amino acids. The transcript is spliced from 4 exons. The record is from RefSeq and is a predicted model, not a curated record. Gene Ontology annotation, biological process: regulation of DNA-templated transcription.
AUCCCCUGUGGAUCUGGGAAAGGAAAAUGGAGGCAGCAGCACCGAUUCAGGCACAGGUGGCCUUUGAGGAUGUAGCUGUAUAUUUCACAGAAGGGCAGUGGGCUUUGCUGGAUCCGAGUCAAAGAGCUUUAUACCGGGAUGUCAUGCAGGAGAAUUAUGAGAAUGUGGCCUCCUUAGGGUUUCCUGUUCUCAAACCUGACUUGAUCUCCCGGCUUCAGCAAGGGGAAGAGCCAUGGGUUUUGGAUCAGCCAACCUUGGAAGGAAAUGACCUCCCCUCAGAUUACGAUUUAGGAUCAUUCUGUGGUGGCUAA